Messenger RNA from Funneliformis caledonium, 1070 nucleotides. NCBI's taxonomy places the organism in Eukaryota, Fungi, Glomeromycota, Glomeromycetes, Glomerales, Glomeraceae. The record is from the annotation of a GenBank genome assembly.
GUUUUGUACCUGAAUACAUUAUUAGUAGUCUCUCGGCCAUUGCAAUUAUGGGAGAUUCGCCCUAUGGUCUCUGCGAAAAGAUAAUUUGGUUCUUUCGAUGUUUUGGGUGUCCCUUUGAUGGGCUGUUUUACUCCUUCAACGUAAGAGGUGGAAAAAAAUCUUGCUGUUUAUAUUGGCUUUCAGCCAAUUAUUUUAAGUUAGAAAAUAACGAUGGAACAUACCGUCAUCCAAAAUACAGACCUUUUGGAUUUUAUGCAAUGAAACUGAAAGAUAAAGAAGAUAUAAAGGAAUACGUAAAACAAUGCACAGCAAGAUUACCCGUGCUAGAAAGAUUUUCUUUAUUGAUUACAUCAUACUACAUAAUAGUUGGUGUAAAAGAAGGAAUUUCCAUGAUAAAAGGAACAAUCGUUUGUAAGGAUUGGGCAUAUUUGCCUUUAUUAUUUUCCUGGACCCUUUUUUCAAUUUGGAAAAGAGGAAUAUACGGGAUUCAAGUAGUUAAAGAUCCUAAAGAAGUUUUUAAAAAAAAUAUAGAAAUUAUUGUGAAUGACAAUCCUAUAAAUAAAUCAUUUCGACUUACGAUAACAGCUUUAAUAUCAAUAGUUGUUCCUUGGGUGACAGUACUUAUCGUCUACCUUACACCCCCAGUUGGAUAUUUUUGUCGCAGCAAAUAUGUAACAGUAAUCAGCUCCAUCUGGUCAUUUAACAGUGCUUUGGCUUUUUUUUACCAUAUGAAAGGAGAAUGUGAUUUAAUCAUGUCUGAGGAAAGUGAUUCUGAGUUCGUGUCUGAGGAAAGUGAGGAAAGUGAUCCUGAGAAAACUGAGGUCGAGUCUGAGAAACGUGAACCAGCGAAAACUGAGAAACGUGAUCCUGAGAAAACUGGGAAAUUUAAAGGCAUAAGGAAGUUCGCUAAGAAAUUGAAAAGGAUGAGGUGUUUACAUAUAUGGUUUUCCAUGAGUGGAUUGAUAGUGUCAAUUCUCGUGUUAUUUCUAGGAAUUUUUACCGGGUAUAACACAUUGUGGGUUGAUUUAUUCGGGGAUGCUUGUGAUUUGUCGAGCGUAGGAUGCUAUUGA